Molecule: messenger RNA, 2779 nt
Organism: Phialemonium atrogriseum
Lineage: Eukaryota; Fungi; Ascomycota; Sordariomycetes; Cephalothecales; Cephalothecaceae
Product: BCS1 N terminal-domain-containing protein
Exons: 3
Coding region: 383-2347 (654 amino acids)
Biological process (GO): mitochondrial respiratory chain complex III assembly; protein insertion into mitochondrial inner membrane from matrix
Cellular component (GO): mitochondrial inner membrane
Molecular function (GO): ATP binding; ATP hydrolysis activity
Source: RefSeq, a predicted model, not a curated record
GGCAACAGACUCAUCAGUCCACACCCACAACUUAUAAGUUGCCACAGACUACUCUCUUAAAAGACAUCUUCAAACGGCACAAAGAGUGUUGGUUUACUGUUUCCCCCUUAUCGGUCGGAGAUAUCGGCCAACUGUAAAGCAAGGUACCUCUCUAGCUUAACUACUUGGGAGUCCUCAGAGCAUCCAGGCUUGCUUCCUUUUCCUUUAUAAUUCUUGCCGCUCUUGUCUAUCAACCUAGACGUCCGUGGCAGUCUUCAUCUUUUGUAGACUUUCCUCUAGAUUCCAUUACCCAAUUAUCUUUCUAGUCCCACGUCCCCAUUCCAACCCCCAUCUCCGUCCCUCUCUUUUGCCCGUUCCAGGACUCAGGCACAGCGGCAUAGGGAUGGACCUCAACAGCCUGCUCCGUGGAGCCUUGCCCACUUUUGGCGAGAACUUGACGGAAGCUGGCGGGAAUAUCACCAGCCAAGAGUUCCACGAUGGCAUCAUCAAGGGCCUCAUGCCACUCUUCGGCGGAAAAUUCAACCCCCUGAUGCAGGCCUUCAUGCUAUUCUACAACAUGGCCGGCAGCCGACUUGGCUUCGACCCAACUGCCAUCCUGACCGCGCUGGGGUUCGUCUGGGCUGCAAACAAGCUCUGGAGACAGGUCUACAUGACCGUCUACGGCGUGCUCCAGGAAUACCUGACCGCCAGUAUCCAUAUCAGCAGCAGCGACGAGAUGUACCUCCACAUGAUGAAGUGGCUCGCCAGCCAACCGAACAUGUUUAACUCGCGGGCCCUCACUGCGGAGACGACCUCGAGGACAGCGUGGGAAGAGGAGGAAGAGGCUGAAGUGGUGUCAACUAACAUUUCGGCUGAUGGGUCCGGCGUUUACUUGAACUUCUCAAACCAGGAGGCGAAGUCGCCCCCACGAUUCAUCCCGGCACUCGGCGCGCAUAACUUCUGGUUCGAUGGCCGGUACUUUCGGUUGCACAGGAAACAGGAGUCUCUGUAUGAUGACGGGGCUAGUACUAAUUUCCCCCAGUUCAAGGAAAAGGAGAAGCUGGUCGUCUCGUGCUACGGGCGAUCUCCAGAACCGAUCAAGAGGCUCCUCAGACACGCCAAAAGGCUGUACUACGAUGACCACCAUGCUAAGACCAUGGUCAGACGGCCCAGCCCCCAGAACAUGCGUAGAUAUGGCGGUCGACACAGCUGGAUACUGGUUGCCAACCGCCCUGUCCGGCCCAUGAAGACGGUUGUUCUUGAUGCGGAGCAGAAGGUGCAGGUUCUUGCCGACAUCAAUGAAUAUCUUCACCCAGCCACGCCGAGGUGGUAUGCCAACCGCGGUAUACCGCUACGUCGCGGCUACCUCUUCCACGGCCCCCCAGGAACUGGAAAGACAUCCCUCUCAUUUGCUCUUGCCGGUGUUUUCGGCCUUGACAUAUACGUUAUCAGCCUCCUGGAGCCGACCCUGACAGAGGAGGACCUCUCCGGCCUCUUCAGCUCCCUUCCUCGACGAUGUGUAGUCCUCCUCGAGGAUAUUGAUACAGCCGGACUGUCCCGCCCAGCCGGCGAUGGUGAAUCAAAGGGCGCAAAAGGAAAGGACGGCGAGGGCAGCAAGGAGGCCAACGUGGCUGAAUGGAAAGUGGCCGACCUGGCCCGAGAACUAAAGAGACACCCCGGCGGCGCUGAUGAGAAGAAGGGCAUCUCCCUGUCGGGCCUGCUCAACGCCAUCGACGGAGUGGCGUCGCACGAAGGACGUGUCUUGAUCAUGACCACGAACAAACCGGAGGCGCUUGACGAGGCUCUCAUCCGUCCUGGCCGGGUUGAUCUACAGGUCGGGUUUGGUUACGCAACCCAAGGCCAGGCCAAGGAGCUGUUUGAGCGCAUGUACGAAGCUGACAAGCAGCACGUCAAACCUGGCCGGGCCGGGGCGCCUGAUUCCGCCAAGGAACACCACCCGAAACAGAGCAAUGGAAAGGCAGUCGGGUCCGACCAUACGCACGUGAAUGGUUCGGCCCACGCUGCCGCAGGCGACAAGGACAAGACGAGUUCGGCCCCCGACUCCGACACCGAUGCCGAGGCCGAGAAGGCCGGCCUCUUGGACGCCGGGGCGCAGCAGACUACCGAACCGACUGUGGAUACCCCCGACGACAACGGCUCCGAAACCGUGACCGACGACAGCCUAUCGAAGCUUGCGGCGGCGUUCGCGAGCAAGAUACCCGACGGCCAGUUCUCGCCCGCCGAGAUCCAGGGGUUCUUGCUCAAGCGCAAGAAGAACCCCAUGAAGGCGGUCCUGGAGGUUGACAAGUGGGUCGAGGCAAUGCUGCUGCAGAAGGCCAGCAAGACGAAGGUGAUGCAGGUGCAGUGAGGGAGAUGGUCUUAUUCGUUUUGUCUGGCAUGCACUAUUUGUCUUUAAUGAUAACCUAGGGUUUACGAGGGAAUGGUGGUACGCUGCAUUUUCCUCUGUCCUGAGUCUCUCUAGUCAAAAUGGCCCCGAGCUCUUAAGGGGUGGUUGUGCUGGUACUUACAAAGCAUUCGAGGGAUGGUGUGGGAAGAGGGUCGAGACAAGUAGAUCACGAGGAUACACAAUAGAACAUAAAAGGGAUGAAUUGCCCCCCCUAAAGUAUGGACAAUCUGUAAAGGAAAGUAUCUACAGAAAUGGCUUUUCCAAAUCUGCCCCUGAACUCUGGGCCUGCGCUUGGGGGUGGCGAUUCAGGUGAGGUUUUCUUCUUUUUUUCUUCUUCGGGGCGCAUCAAGGCUCCCCAGCACAGCAUAGCUGUGUUCUCGCCAUAAGAUAGAU